AAUCAGAAUCAAUCCUUUCAUUCUUUCUCCCUAUUGCUUGAUGGGAGGCAUUAUGGCCCCCAAGGACAUAAUGACAAAUACUCAUGCUAAAUCCAUCCUCAACUCGAUGAACUCCCUCCGGAAGAGCAAUACUCUCUGUGAUGUGACGUUGAGAGUGGAGCAGAAAGACUUUCCUGCUCACCGCAUUGUCCUAGCUGCCUGUAGCGAUUACUUCUGUGCUAUGUUCACCAGUGAGCUUUCAGAGAAGGGGAAACCCUAUGUUGAUAUCCAAGGCUUAACUGCCUCCACCAUGGAAAUCCUGUUGGACUUUGUGUACACAGAAACAGUACAUGUGACGGUGGAGAACGUGCAAGAAUUGCUCCCUGCAGCCUGUCUGCUUCAGCUGAAAGGGGUGAAGCAAGCCUGCUGUGAGUUCUUAGAAAGUCAGCUGGACCCUUCUAAUUGCCUGGGCAUCCGAGAUUUUGCUGAGACUCACAAUUGUGUUGACCUAAUGCAAGCCGCCGAAGUGUUCAGCCAGAAGCAUUUUCCCGAAGUGGUGCAGCAUGAAGAAUUCAUCCUGCUGAGUCAAGGAGAGGUGGAAAAACUGAUCAAGUGUGAUGAAAUUCAGGUUGAUUCUGAAGAGCCCGUCUUUGAGGCCGUCAUCAACUGGGUAAAGCAUGCCAAGAAGGAGCGGGAAGAGUCCUUGCCUGACUUGCUGCAGUACGUCCGCAUGCCCCUGCUCACCCCCAGGUACAUCACGGAUGUCAUAGAUGCUGAGCCCUUCAUCCGCUGUAGUUUGCAGUGCAGGGACUUAGUGGAUGAAGCAAAGAAGUUUCAUCUGAGACCUGAGCUACGAAGUCAGAUGCAGGGCCCCAGGACCAGGGCCCGUCUGGGAGCCAAUGAGGUGCUUCUGGUGGUCGGGGGCUUUGGAAGCCAGCAAUCUCCAAUUGAUGUGGUAGAGAAAUAUGACCCUAAGACUCAGGAGUGGAGUUUUUUGCCAAGCAUCACUCGUAAGCGACGUUACGUGGCCUCCGUUUCCCUACACGACCGAAUCUACGUGAUUGGUGGCUACGACGGCCGUUCCCGCCUCAGCUCUGUGGAAUGUCUCGAUUACACCGCAGAUGAGGAUGGGGUCUGGUACUCGGUGGCCCCCAUGAAUGUGCGGCGAGGCCUUGCUGGUGCCACCACCUUAGGAGAUAUGAUCUAUGUCUCCGGGGGAUUUGAUGGAAGCAGGCGUCAUACCAGUAUGGAGCGCUAUGACCCGAACAUUGACCAGUGGAGUAUGCUGGGGGACAUGCAGACAGCCCGGGAAGGUGCUGGACUAGUGGUGGCCAGUGGUGUCAUCUACUGUCUAGGAGGAUAUGAUGGCUUGAAUAUCUUAAAUUCAGUUGAGAAAUACGAUCCACAUACUGGACACUGGACUAAUGUUACACCAAUGGCCACCAAACGCUCAGGUGCCGGAGUAGCCUUGCUGAAUGACCAUAUUUAUGUGGUGGGGGGAUUUGAUGGUACAGCCCACCUUUCUUCUGUUGAGGCGUAUAACAUUCGCACCGAUUCCUGGACAACUGUUACAAGUAUGACCACACCACGGUGCUAUGUGGGGGCCACAGUGCUCCGGGGAAGACUCUAUGCCAUUGCAGGAUAUGACGGGAAUUCCCUGCUGAGUAGCAUUGAGUGCUAUGACCCUGUCAUCGACAGCUGGGAGGUGGUGACGUCCAUGGGAACCCAGCGCUGUGAUGCUGGUGUGUGUGUUCUCCGGGAGAAGUGACAGUUGGAGCAUGCUGCAGAGCUUGUGACUGGUCUCGGGGACAGACUACAGGAGAAUCAAGGAUCCUUUCCAGAAUGUCUGUUUCUCACUGUGUACACGGGGAGAUUACAGGCACCAGUGCUGUUAUGAUUGUCCUUAUUUGACAUACAGUUCCCCUUGCGCUGGUUAGUGGUCCCUGAGGGGGGGUGAAGACAUGCAAGAGAAGAGCAAACAUACUGAAUGGAUGGAAGAGGCCAGCUCGCUUCUGUUCCAGUCUUGAGAGUACCUGUUUUUGGUAAUUUCUACCUUAACAUGUGCUUGGGGGAACAUACAUAUACAUAUGUAUAUUGGUUGUGCCUCAUAUGCAGAGUUAAGAUGAGUCUAGCCUACCAGAUGUGGGCAGUAUCUAGAUUAUUGGAAGGAUACCAACUUGACUGAGCUUGACAGAAUCCAAGUCAUCUAUUUUCUAGGAACAAGUAAAUUUCCAGGUCUGCUGGUAGCUAGGAGAACACAGUUCCGUUCUGGAAGACAGUGAAGAGACACGGUCUAAGCAGGAAAUCUAAUGCUUCCUUCAGGGUCAGGAUCAGUGUAUUAGAGGUAAAGUUGGAGUAAGUGAAGAAAACUAAAUUUGAUGGGAUAUGGAUGAACCUAGAACACCACCAAAGUUUAACCUGAGAGACUCCGAAGGGUGUAUCAGUUGACGCAUCUUUUAUUUCCCCUUGUUCUUCUGAGGUGAACUAUUUUCCAUCUUGAGACUACAGAUUGAGAGAAUAGCAAACAAGUGUUGGGAUGAACAGGGACAGAAUAAAUGUGGGAGUUCAGUAAAUGUAGGCACAAACUGUACCUGUGACUUUACAAUCAUCAUAUACUUUGCCAGAGCUUGUCUAUCCAUGGCAAAGUUUACCUUCAGUGAACGCAAGACUGUCAUUCUUUGUUGAAUCAAAUACUACUACACUAUUACACUUCCAUACUAUUUAUUUGGGGUGGGGUCGGGUGGCAGUAGCCUGAGGAUUCAGCUACCCGAGAACUGCCCCACUCUUGUAAGGGCACACUUCUGCUAAGGAGUGAUUUUUACUGCUGUGUUUGGUACAUUAUUCUUUUUUCCCCAGUGUAAAAUGAUUUUGCCUCUCCUUAGAGUGUAUAUUAUUCAUCCAGGACAGUAUAAUCAAGGUCAAUCAAAAUUCUGCUGUUAAUUCCAGUAUCUCUUAUACCGAUUUCUGAGCCACCAAUUGAGGCUCCUCUAUUACAGGUUUAAAUUCUUGCUUUAUGAGUAUUGGGAGUAUGGGAAUAUGAUAAUCUAAACAAGGAUGUACGGUGUUUCGUUUUACUCUGAAAUUCCAUUUUUUUCCUUUUUCCCUAAGUUGUGUUGAUCUAUAAAGAGUUCAUUUCCUUUGUAUUUUUUUAAGAAAAUAUUAAAAAUCAGCAGUCUCAAAUGCCUCUAAAAGA
Molecule: messenger RNA, 3172 nt
Organism: Sorex fumeus (smoky shrew)
Lineage: Eukaryota; Metazoa; Chordata; Mammalia; Eulipotyphla; Soricidae
Gene: KLHL12
Product: kelch like family member 12
Exons: 11
Coding region: 41-1747 (568 amino acids)
Molecular function (GO): protein binding
Source: RefSeq, a predicted model, not a curated record